Messenger RNA from Linum tenue, 267 nucleotides. NCBI's taxonomy places the organism in Eukaryota, Viridiplantae, Streptophyta, Magnoliopsida, Malpighiales, Linaceae. The record is from the annotation of a GenBank genome assembly.
AUGGCUAAGUCCCUUAUUGAGACGGCCACACCUCAACACAUCCAUUACACGAGCGUCGCUGAGAUACGACGUUGGUUAGCUCAGGACUGGCAAGUCCUCAUUACUCAUAUUUACAGGGAAGCGAACGUUGUUGCAGACUACCUCGCUAAUCUGGGUCACUCUCUUCCUAUUGGUUUGCAUAAUAUUGUGAAUCCGGAUAGUGUUUUGGCUUAUUGGUUGUACCAUGACAUUAUUGGAGUUCAGACACCUCGUUUAGUUAUUGAAUAA